GGAAGUAGUUGUUGUGUUGUUGUUGCACCACAGCUGCUGUCAUGUGAUAGCCUCACUCAGAAGCUGCUGUGGACAGUAGAUUCCUACUUUUGUAUGGGGCCGUAGUAACAACAGUAAGAAACAAACAAAGCUUUAUGUUUGCAGGGGAAGAAGAGCUCUGCUCGUUUCUGAAGGAGCGCAGGGAAGCCGGGGUAGUUUAGUUUCAGCCUUGGACGUUGCCAUGGGUUGCUGUUACAGUGGCGAGGACGACAACUCCAGGGAGAAGAACAGUGAAACGGAGUCACUAAUACCCCAUCCGAACCCUGUCAACAAACCUCCAAAUGGGACCGACUGGAUCACUCCCAGUGUUCCCUCUGCACAGGCAACUGAGCAGGCUAUCCUUACAUCCAUCCUCACGAAGGCCGCACAGAAUAUCAUUGAUGUCUCUGCAACGGAAUCAGUGGUUAUGGAGCAGCGUGAAUACAUGGACAAAGCUAGACAAUACAGUUCAAAGUUGGCUGUGUUGAGCACCAACCUGCCCCCAAAGAAAGCAGACACUCUUCCCUCUCUAACUAGCCAGCCCCACCAAGUUCUUGCAAGUGACCUGGUGCCAUAUUCAGAUGUUCAGCAGGUGUCUAAGAUAGCGGCUUAUGCUUACAGUGCAAUCUCUCAAAUCAAAGUGGAUGCUAAAGAGGAACUGGUGGUCCAGUUUGCCAUUCCCUGAUUCUGAGACUCUGAACCUGCAUAUCGUUGCUCCCAUCCUUCUCUCUCUCCCUUCUGUCACUCACUCACUCUGUCAGUCACUCCAGCGUCAUCAUCCUUCAGCCCACGUUUUAUUAAAAGCUAUUGAUCCUUGUUAGAUGUGACUCUUAAAGACUGACUGUGCAUAAUUUCACUCUGUACUUAAGUGAAAUUAUUAAAGGACACUGGUGCUUGUCAGUCAUCAUUUGAGAAACCGAGGAUGGACAUGGUUGUAUUCUUCAUCAAGAACACCACUGUGUGUGAAUCAUGGCUCAGUUAAGCUAGGCGUGGGAAAAAUUGAAAAGAUUUAUUCCUCUUUGAUUUUUUAAUAAAUAGGAUUUUCACGGCCUUUCUGUUCAACCUCAAGGUUUAACUUCACACCAUGGCAGAAUCACCUGUAACAGAGCCACAGUGAGAAACUCGACUCGUGGUUUAUUCACUGAAACCUCACAGGUUCAACUUUAAUUGUGUUCAUUUUGUCCACCACAACUUAAGAGGUCGCUAUAAUUUAGCAGGUUGUAGCUGAGUCUCUUCUAAUCUGGGAUCAGCAUCAACAGCCAUCACAUCAGCCUGGCUGUAGUUAUGUUUAAAUCUGAACAGGUAACAUCAAUUUAACCAUUUCAAACCGAAUCCACACCAUGAGUGAGCCGUUAACGGUUGAUCUCUGGUGUGUGAGAACACACACGGAGGGGAGAGUGGUGGCUGCAGGACGGCUUCCAGGAUGUCACCAGGAAUCCUUUAGGCCUCCCUGGAGCCUUGAGUUUACAGAGAUGUUUGACCUCAGACGUGGAGACGGGUGUGGAGGAUGCAGGGAUGUACGUUGUGUAUUCCUGCCUUUGUAUAGAAUUUUUGAUCAACUUUAUUAACAGUUUAAGGAUUGUGUGAAGUGCUCUUUAUUGAAGGUUAAUUGAAAUAGGACUUUUUAAAUGAAACAGCCAUGACUUUUGGAUAUUCAGCUAUGAUCCUUAAUCAACUGCAUUAAUCUGAAGCUUGACGUAGCAGCGUGGCCAUGAGCGUGACAUGAUAAACUAGGUGCCCUAGACGGAUUCAAUCCCAGACUUUUUCCUGAUUGUUUAUAUUUCUGGUUUUAUAAAUGUCUGCUGUCUCUCUGGAGGCAAGCGCUGUGAGCUGAUGUGGAACUGCUAAAGGGAUGCUCUGCAAAAGGCUGCGAUUAUUCAUACCACACAACUGAUCCAGGAGGCGGGGGAGAUAUAUUUAGGCAUCUUUUUCUGUUAACAAUGGAAGACUGUUUGUAAUAUCUUAGGCUUGUACCAAAAAGUUAUAAAGUUUUGUUUGUUUUUGGUUAAAUCAGUUCAUUAAAAACAUUCAGUAAA
Nothobranchius furzeri (turquoise killifish) is the source of this 2054-nucleotide messenger RNA. It is a transcript of the gene lamtor1, whose product is annotated as late endosomal/lysosomal adaptor, MAPK and MTOR activator 1. The record is from RefSeq and is a predicted model, not a curated record. Gene Ontology annotation, biological process: positive regulation of MAPK cascade; lysosome organization; regulation of receptor recycling. NCBI's taxonomy places the organism in Eukaryota, Metazoa, Chordata, Actinopteri, Cyprinodontiformes, Nothobranchiidae. Gene Ontology annotation, molecular function: guanyl-nucleotide exchange factor activity; molecular adaptor activity. Gene Ontology annotation, cellular component: lysosome; Ragulator complex; membrane raft.